UUAGUCGUCUGCGGAUCGUGGCCCGAAGACCGAGACCGAGACGCAUAGAAAACUAUCCCCAAAGCAGCAUCAAGUGGCAGAAGAUUCCCCCAUUCCAUUCCUCCUGAUUACUGGAUUCGCGGUUCGCCUUUUUUUUUAAGAGAGAGCAGAGCGUGUUUUCCGAGAGAGCUGUCAAAGCGUCAGAGUUACAGUUAGUUGACAUUAAUCCGCUACAGAAGAUAGACGAGGGACGAGAGACAGCAGAUUAAAGAGGGGGAGGAAAUACGAGAAAUACACGAAAAAUACGUGAUUCGCGAGUGCAAACAACAAAAAUAAACCACAACACAAAAAAGGAGAAUAGAAUAUAGAACCCAAGUGCUAAGUGAUUUUUUUUUCCAAAAUGGUUCUGAGUAGUGGCACCGCCUGGAGCUGCUCCCUGGCUCUGGUGGCUCUGGUCCUCGUUGUGGCUACGUCCGCCUCCGCCUCCGAUUAUCCCGGUGUCAUCGAGCUGGUGGGCUACAGCAAUCGCAGGGCACGCGCCUACUUCCAGGAGGAGGAGCCCAAGGCCAAGCCCAACCCCCCCUCGGCCAAGACUCGGGCGGACAUUGAGACGGUGAAGCGGAACAUCCGGAAGUACGACCGUCUGCUGGAGCUGGACACCAAGAACCUGCCCGAGCAGCAGAAGGAUAUGCUGGCCAGGAUCGUUGAGCGGGUGGCGCGACUUAAGGAGUCGCUGGACAUCGAGGAGCAGCAGUUCAGCCAGCAGGAGGCCACCUCCACCAGAAGCAGCAGCACCAGCAGCAGCAGCACCUCCACGACCCAACAGCAGCAAACGGAAGCGGAAACGGAGCAAGAACAGGCGGAGGAGCAGAGCACCCUGCCACCCACUGGCUCCACGGAGACAGAAACAGACCCGACCCUGCUCCUCGAUGAGACGACGCUCCUGGAGCUGCAGCACACGAUGAACGAGCAGGCCGCGUUGCAGGCAGCCGUCACGCAGCAGACGACCCUCAUGAAGGACCUGCCCACCACCACGGACUUCAGCCAAGAGUCGGCAGGGACUGGCACCAGUGACCACAACGAAGAGGAGGAGACGGGUGAGACGACCUCUGCGAAUCUCACGACCCAGCCAGAGAUGAGCCAGGAGACAGACGACUCCCAGUCCCAGGAGGAGGACCAGGCGGCAGCAUCCACAACCAGUGACGAGGCCCUCACCGAUGCCACCGAUCCGGACGAUCAGUUCGUGGCUGCCCGCUCCAACAACAACAUUGCAGCAAUCACGGCCGCAGAUGCGGAUCCCAGCAGCAGCAGCAGCACCACCACCACAGCCACGAAUGCGGGCAGCCAGCAGCGCACCCUCACAACGAUGGGCAAGGUGAAGCACCGCCAGGCCACCAAGCGACCCUUCGGCCACAAGGUCACGACGGCCCUCAAGCGCGGCGCCCAGCGUCCGAGCAGCAACAGUGCGGCGGCGGCCAGUGCGGCGGCUGCCUCCAAGCCCCCAAGCGGAAGCACCACACAGAAGCAGAAGCUCUCAACCAACGCUGCCUACCAGCAGAAACAGCAGACGAAGCCCCUGCAGACGAAGGUGACGCCUUCGAUUGGUGCAUCAUCCUCGGCCCCAUCAUCAUCCUCUGCCCUCCCAUCGGCCACCACAAACUCAGCGAAUCCCGGCCUGCCCAUCGAGCAGCUGUACACACGGACUCCACAGGCCAACAUUCCUCUGGCAGCGGCAGCGGCAGCAGCAGCAGCCUCAUCCUCUGCAGCAGCAGCAGGAGGAGCAGCAGCUGCCUCCACAUACAGCACCCAGCAGCAGGAUAGCCUCGUCUACGAUGGCCAUGUAAAUGCCUCGGCCCUCAUCGACAGCCUCAGCACGAAUGCACGCGAGGAGUACUACCAACAGAAGCUGGGAUCAGCGGUCAACAACAAGGAUAAUAAGAAAACGGCGACAGCGAAACCAACAAAAUAUCAUUAUUAUCCGCACAAUCAGCACAUCUAUCUGCUGCCCGAGUGCGCCAUCCAGCAGGUCUGCAACGCCGUCUACGUGAGGCUCAACUACACCCAGCCCCUGUGCGCCUGUCCAUCAAGAUAUCGUGAUCCCUGCUCCGCCAGCCUGAAUGAAGACGAUCAGCAUACCACAAAAUUGGUUGGUGAUAAUAAAAAGAAGGCCAUCACGCUGGCCAAGACCUGUGAGGCUACCACAGAGAUGCGAGAGUGCCGCUCGCCCAAGGACUGGUCCCUGCUGGCACUCCAAAACACCAGGACUGGCAAAUCCCACUACCUGGUCAUCUGUCGCUGUCCCGAUCACUUCAAAAUGGAGGGACCCAUGGCCCAUGAUCAGCCCACAUAUGCGAGUGUUCCCGGCAUCCGAGUCUUUGGCAUGAUGUGCGUCAAGCCCGGCUACUCGAUCCGCAAGCCCAGCAGCCAGCCGCCGAAGCGCUACCAGCUGCAGAAGCCCUUCUAUCGUCCCUCUGUGGGCGGCUCCAGUGCCAUCGGAGGCCAGAAGGACAGCUACGGCAGACCCAUCUACGGCAGUGGCAGCUCUGGCUCCUCCAGCAGCGGCGGAUCGCCCAUCAGCUCCAACUACCAGCCGCAGGACCAGCAGUCCUUCCAGAACGGUGGCCCCAGCAGCUCCUACCAGUAUCUGAAUCGUCCCGAGAGCACACACAGCACCCACAGCAGCCACAGCUCUUCCUCGGCCAACUUCCGGCCCGAUCAGUUCUCCAUCAACAAUUUCCCGGGCAGCAACUACGGACGGAACAACGAGCGACGCGGCGACCUGGCGCCCAUUGAGGCAAUUGGCAGUGGAACGGGCACUGGCACCGGCACCGAGGAGCAACCAGGCAGCAGUACGCCCGCGAGCGAGGAGGCCAGGACCACACUUCAGGCGCAGGAGCAGCAACAGCAGCUGGAACAGGAGCUGGAGCAGGAAUCAGAGCCGGCGGCAGCGUCGCCCGUGACAACACUCCCAGAGCCGGCUCUGGAAGGCAGCACUCGCAUCAGGCGCUCGCUGGCGGAGACGAUGGACCUCGACCUGGAGCCGGAGUUCCCCUGGGACCGUGUCGUGGAGUUCCAGCAGAGCAUUGUCUGGGACUAGGAUGCACCGCACCGCACCGCACCGCACCGCACAACCUAAAAUCCUAGUAGAUACAAUUUCUUAUAGCACAGGACACGCUUCUCGUCUCCGCGUUUUCGUGCAAAAAAAACUACUGUGACUGAAGUGAGAGAAAGAUAACGAGAGAGAGAGAGGAUUAGAGAAGGGGAACGAAACGGAAGGGAAGUAGAGAGACUACGGAAUGACAGUUCACGUCACGUAACCGUCUGGCUAAACGACGUAGCGUAACGUAACGUAACGUAAAUUAGUGACUAAGCUUUUUUUAUACAAAUUUGUUUGGCAUUUCAAAUGGCAUUUCCCUCCCGUUCUAACGCAUUCCUGCCGCCCCCACACCCACUCCCCCCCUGCCCUUGCUGACCUUCUCUAAUUUAUAUUAUUUUUUUUUUAUAUUUAUAUACAAAAGAACAAUUUACGAAUUAAUUAAACAAUUACACGUGUCCGGGUCCGCCCGCGUCGCCCACUAAUUUUUUAAUUAAUUUGUUUUGCAUUUAAGCGUAAACAAGGCCUCAACUUUUUAUAUUUAAAUAAUUAACGAAACGAGGAAACGCAGUUAAAAGUGAGAGAUAGUUAAGGUGCAAAAACUUGAAACUAUUCGAAAAAGGCUAAAAAAGGAACAAGAAAAAAGCUAACAAGACAAAACAACAAAAAAAAACAGAAGAAGAAGGAACCGAAAUUAUUGAAUACUAAAUUUAGUUGCUUAUUUAUGUCUAGAUCUAAGCUGCAUUUACUAGUAGUUAAAUAAAUAAAAAAAAAAUA
This is a messenger RNA of Drosophila miranda, 3850 nucleotides long. RefSeq lists its product as uncharacterized. The record is from RefSeq and is a predicted model, not a curated record. Bases 380 to 3076 code for a protein of 898 amino acids. The transcript is spliced from 5 exons. Lineage: Eukaryota; Metazoa; Arthropoda; Insecta; Diptera; Drosophilidae.